Molecule: messenger RNA, 1489 nt
Organism: Pteropus alecto (black flying fox)
Lineage: Eukaryota; Metazoa; Chordata; Mammalia; Chiroptera; Pteropodidae
Gene: DPH7
Product: diphthamide biosynthesis 7
Exons: 6
Coding region: 75-1295 (406 amino acids)
Molecular function (GO): protein binding
Source: RefSeq, a predicted model, not a curated record
GCCCCGGAAGGAGUCGCGAGGAAGUCGCUGCCCCGGGCUGUGUUGUCCUCCCGCGCCCGGCGCCGGCUCGCAGCAUGGCCUCAACAUCCCGCCUCCGCCGCCCGGUGUCCUCCAGCCCCGUCACCGCCGCGACCCCCGACUGCUGGGCAACGGGCAGUCGCGUCCGGCUGCUGCAAGCGGUGGACACGGAGUACACCGCGGACUCGGUGGAGUGGUGCCCGCUGGACGGCUGCAGGCACUUGCUGGCGUGCGGCACAUACCAGCUGCAGAAGCCGGAGGACAAGAGUGGACUGGACAUGGACGAGCCGCAGGUCCGUCUGGGCCGUCUCUACCUGUACAGUUUCAGUGAGGACAGCUCUGCGUGCCCCCUGGUUGAGAUUCAAAGAAGAGAUACUUCUGCCAUCCUGGACAUGAAAUGGUGGGGACGAUGGCCUGUUGAAAGGCUGGGACACCAGGACGCCCGGUACACCUGUGUUCACCAGCGAGCGGUAAAUCAUCCAGGGGCCAGCGCCUGGCAUAUGACACCAGCCCUGCCCCCUCCGCGGACUGUCCCCUGGAGAGGUGCCCCUGCCUGGCGCUGGCUGAGGCCUUGCCCUUCUGCUCGCAGACACUCCAUGGGCGUAUGCAGCAUCCAGAGCAGCCCCCACCAGGAGGGCAUCCUGGCCACGGGCAGCUACGACGAGCACGUUCUACUGUGGGACAUUCGGAACAUGGAGCAGCCGUUCGCAGACAUGCCCACACAGGGCGGGGUGUGGAGGCUCAAGUGGCACCCCUCCCAGCACCACGUGCUCCUGGCGGCCUGCAUGCACAACGGCUUUACGAUCUUCAACUGCCGGAAAGCAGUGGAGGAGAAGCAGGAAGCCUGCACAGUCUCUGUGUCCCACAAGUUGCCCAACUCACUGGUGUACGGAGCGGACUGGUCCUGGCUCACCUCCUGCCGCCUGCCGCAGAUACAGCCGGCGCCUCCUGUGGGGUCCUCUCUCCCAAGUGACCCAGGAACCCAAACAGCAGAGGCGGCCAAUAACCUGAAGGUUGGAAGCCAGUUGCUGGGACCUCCCUCUUUUGACCUGCUAGUGGGCCACGAUGGAGAGGCUUGUAGCAAACCCCAGAGUGGAGCUAAGGGAAGGCCUUGUCUGCAGCCACUCACAGAGGACACGAUUUUAAGCAACAGCCCAGGGACCAAGAUCUGUGAUUUUGACCUGUACCUGGAAACAGCAAACUUGGACAGCAGCCUCCUAGCCACUUGUUCCUUCUACAAUCAUGCACUUCACCUCUGGAAGUGGGACAGCAGCUGAGCUCUCUCUGGGGAAGGCGGCGUGGGGUUUGAGUCUCGAGGACCGGGGCUGCAGUGACGUGCCCUCCACACCAUUGAGACUUAUGCCGCAGACUGCAGGUGCAAGAGCCCAGUGUGUCUUAUGGGAUCUACAGAAUAAAGUCAAGAAAGCUGUUGGCUUCCCUUAAAUAAACCUUAUCUGCUGGGCCCUUCAAA